AUGGAAGAACGUUUUCUGGAUCUUGUUCGCGAUAACGACGUAGUAGAAGUGUCUGUGGCCCUUCUAGAGGUAAACGUUACGUCAGACGUUUUUCCCAACGUCGGAAAACUUCGGGACAAGUUUGGAAGGUCUGCCCUAGAGCUAGCAGUGGACAGUGGAUCACACGAAGUGACCGAGGUUCUGCUAGACCACGGCGCACCCAUGGAUGAUGCUCUGUUAUACGCAGUGGACAGACAGGAUAUUAGAGCUGUACAGAUACUGCUACAGGCAUCCAGGAGAGAUUACCUAUUAGAUCAGACGUAUAACGUGGAUACUGAGACAGGUAGCAGCGCUUUCCCCAGCUACAUGACACCUGUGAUGCUGGCAGCCCACAACAACAACUACACACUCCUGAAGAUUCUGCUUGACGCUGGCUUCCCUAAACCCGUACCAGACGACUACCAUUGGACCAGCGGUAUCGGUAACGGCAAGGCGUGGUUUGAGGCUUACCGUGCGGUAUGCAGUCCGUCUUACAUUCUACUGACAAGCACGGAUCCGUUCCUAACAGCCUUCCAGAACGCCAAGGCUCUACGUGACGCGUGUUGGAAAAGGGAGAAUUACCGAGCGCAGCUGGAGGAGCUGGCGGACCAGUGCGAGGCGUUUGCCGUCGAUCUGCUUGGGGAGGUGCGCACAACGAAAGAAGCCGAGACCGUCCUCGGUCACCACUGUAGCCCAGAGGACUGCCCGGCCGGAAAAUCUGUCUGUACUCUACAGUUAGCCGUGGAUCUCGAGAUGAAACAGUUCGGGACCAACCCUCUUUCCGUUGACUACAUCAACAUACUGACGUACCGGGAGCUGAUUGACUUCCAUCACUACUUCAUUGACUUUGAAAAGUGGUCCAGCGCCCGUGCGCUGUUUGUCUCAGUGGCGAUCGGGCUCGCCUAUCCAUUUCUGUGCCUAGCACACCUCCUGGCGCCUACGUCAAAGGUUGGGAGAUUUUCAAGUCUCUCCGUUAUCCGUUCGUUUUACUGGACGUACUCCUGGCUGACUCUGCUGGUACUACUGCUGGUGGAGUCUCAGUCCUACCGGGUUGGGACAGCAGAGAUAGACAGUAUCCUCCAAGGAACGCCGGCAGCAGCUAAACCUAUAUCUGUCCCUGCCAUGUUGAUCAUGAUAUGGGUCAUUGACGUAGGAUGGAAGGAGGUGAAAGAGGUUCUCGGCGAGGGUUUGUUGAACCACUUCAAGCAGUUAUGGAACGUCCUGGACUUCCUCAUGGUCGCCCUCUACAUUGCACAAUUUGCUCUCCGGCUUGUGGCAAUUUUCAAGCUAGAGGUCUACAGCAGUCAGAGCACGGUGGCUGAUGACUGGGCUUUGAAGGCGAACGAAAACAGCUUCCAGCUGGUCGCGAUCGCCGAUGUCCUGUUCUCGAUCUUCACGAUUGCCGUGUUUCUACGAGCCGUGUCUCUCUUCACGUUUCACCCGUUCUUGGGGAUGCUACUGGUCUCCAUCGGAAGAAUGCUUGGGGAUAUCCAGAAGUUCGUUUCAAUGGGUGCGCUGUUUAUGUUCGCCUUCGCGUGCGGGUUGAACCAGUUGUACUGGUUCUACGGCACCAUGCACGAGUACCUCUGCUCAAAGUAUUCACAGAGCAACCUACAGAGUUUGGACUGCACACAGUCACUUGGGUUUGACACGCUGUUCAACUCUCUUCAGACCCUGUUCUGGACGUGGUUUGGACUCACAGACCUGACCACGGUGGAGCUGACACCAGGCACCGGCCCCGUAGACGUGUUCCAGAUACACCAGCGGCCUGUCAUCACGGAGACAGUCGGUAAAGUCAUAUUCGCCCUACACCACGUGGUUGAGAUACUGGUCUUGACGAAUGUGCUCAUCGCCAUCAUCAGCGACUCUUAUACUAGAGCAGAGGAGGUAAAGCGCACUGACUGGGCCUUUGUAGUGCAGAAGAACCAGAUGUACUAUCUGAAGGUGGACGUGCCCCUACCGCCACCAUUCGGUCUGAUCAUGUCUGUGAGGAACGCCCUCUGUCGUGUACUGUCAGCAUUGUGUAGUCGGCGCAACAAACUAUCUCGUUCGAUCGCAAAUGAGCAGGCUGCUGUGCACCCCUCACAGUCAUCACUGCCAACAAAAGAAGAUAACUACAAAAUGACCGUUAGCAGUCUGAAGACCAGAUAUUUACUUCGCAAGGAGAGACAACUGGAAUCGUAG
Branchiostoma belcheri (Belcher's lancelet) is the source of this 2202-nucleotide messenger RNA. RefSeq names its product short transient receptor potential channel 5-like. The record is from RefSeq and is a predicted model, not a curated record. Gene Ontology annotation, cellular component: membrane; cation channel complex. Gene Ontology annotation, molecular function: protein binding; inositol 1,4,5 trisphosphate binding; store-operated calcium channel activity. The transcript is spliced from 12 exons. NCBI's taxonomy places the organism in Eukaryota, Metazoa, Chordata, Leptocardii, Amphioxiformes, Branchiostomatidae. The coding region runs from base 1 to 2202 and encodes 733 amino acids. Gene Ontology annotation, biological process: manganese ion transport; calcium ion transmembrane transport; regulation of cytosolic calcium ion concentration.